Messenger RNA from Pelobates cultripes (western spadefoot toad), 336 nucleotides. The record is from the annotation of a GenBank genome assembly. NCBI's taxonomy places the organism in Eukaryota, Metazoa, Chordata, Amphibia, Anura, Pelobatidae.
AUGACCGCGCAGCCAUACACCAGAUCAGUGAUACCGCGGUUGCUGAACGCAGCCAAAACAGUCAUCCCCAUCUACUGGAAGCAGGCGAACACACCCCCGAUAACACGAUGGCUAGAGGAAGUGGAAACCACUAGGAAAUUUGAAGACCUAAUGGCAAACACUCCGAAACUUCGAGACCGAUAUACCACACGCUGGUUCCACUGGAUACGAUUAACCGCAUCAAACGACUUUCAACGCCACCUGGCCACACGGUAACCAAGAAUGAUGAGACGGAGGGGGCUAAGGAUGGGGUCGGGGCGGGAGGCAGAGAAGGGGGGCGGACAACGGCGGCGGUAG